Messenger RNA from Harpia harpyja (harpy eagle), 6440 nucleotides. It is a transcript of the gene PIK3R6, whose product is annotated as phosphoinositide-3-kinase regulatory subunit 6. The coding region runs from base 2879 to 5143 and encodes 754 amino acids. Lineage: Eukaryota; Metazoa; Chordata; Aves; Accipitriformes; Accipitridae. The transcript has 20 exons. Gene Ontology annotation, biological process: positive regulation of MAP kinase activity; G protein-coupled receptor signaling pathway. The record is from RefSeq and is a predicted model, not a curated record. Gene Ontology annotation, cellular component: phosphatidylinositol 3-kinase complex, class IB. Gene Ontology annotation, molecular function: 1-phosphatidylinositol-3-kinase regulator activity.
AGGGUGUGCGCACCAUGGGCUGCCCUUGCCCUGGUGUGUCACUGCUGUCCUUUAGGCAAAGCGAGGAGGUGGGAGAGGGGACAUCCCCAGGGCUGGCCAUGGUCAGCACAGCUCCAGGCAAUGACAUUUGGGACCCAAGCCGGGGCGUGCUGGGCAGCGGAGGAUGCCUGGGCAUGUUGGAGAGCUGGGGCAGGGCAGCACGACCAGGCUUCCUAAGGGAGCCCGCCUGUUUGCUGCUAGCCCAGCUCCCACCACCAAAGGCAUUGGGUUUGCGUUUUCUUUCACAGCUUCAGAUAUUUCUGCACUGCUCGGUCUGUCUCUCACAUGUUUCACCUAGUCUAGGGGUUCGGGAUUUUAGUGAUUUCCGCCAGCUUUUGAUGAUCUGUGAGACAGAGCAGAGGGUUUUUGGGGAGGCUGUGCAUCCCCAUGUUGAAUGUUUCCAGGGGAUAGCCUGAGUCACUUCUCUCCACUAAGUGUGAUGGGGUUGAGAUGACUCAUGUGGAUGGACAGAUCUCCAUCCUCCUGCCAUGGGAUUUCAAACCCACUCCAGCAUCCUCACAUACUGAGGGCUUAAAAAGGACUGAGCUUUAACUUCUGCCAUGGAUUGGAGCUAAGAGGGAAAUAUUCUUUUCUUGGGACAGGGACGUGCUUUCCUGUACAUCUGGACUUGUUCCUCCAGUGGGUACACCAGGCUGUGGAGGCAAUCCCAGCGCUGUGCCACGUGCUCUCUGGGAAGUUUGCCUGGCUUUGUCGUAAUGGUCAGUAUAAUGGAACAGGCUGGGGGACUUGGGCUGCUGUGGGGUGGGACGUGGUCCAGGCAGCCUCCUGGGACUCAGCUCUGGUCCUGGUCAGGCUGGAUUCCCCUGAAAGUCGUAGAGGCUCUUGGGUAUUUGCUGGCAGUGUGUUGGCAGCACUUCUGAAAAUCCCCCAGCUCUCUUGGUGGUGAGGCUGUGACUGUGCGAUACCUUGCUCUGCCUGUCUCUGCUCAGGCUGCAGUGGCUCGGGGUGCAUGGAGGCUGGUGGCCAGGCAAGCCCUCCGCUGGCAUGGGACUGCAUAGUGCUGAGCCUGAACCAGGGCCCUUUGGGACUGCAGGUGGCGUAUCCUGACACCCAUAAGGGUGCUAGCCCAUCGUAUAACUAAAACAAUCUAACAAGGGCUGAGUGAGCAUGGAUCCACCUUUGUGGAAGACAAGAGCAGCCGAUGCAGCCCAGUCUGGUCUCUGCGUGUGGUAGGGACCGAUCACCCUACAGGGACCCAUGACCUUCUGCUUGUACAACCUGGUGGUGCCCACCAGGACAUAGCUGGGACCCUCCAGACACAUCCAAAAAGCAAACAGGGUAAAGUGUGAUCUACUGAAACCCACCUCAUCACAGUGUCUUUGGUGUCUGUCCUGCUAAUGACCAGCCCUCAGAGAAAGGAGAGGGCAUUGGUGUGGUCUCCCCACCAUGCCUCCCUGGCUGUAAGCACCAGGGAGGGGAAAACCCUGGAGGAAGGUGACUAUUUCCAGGUGCAGGCCUGGCCAGAGCAUGAUGCAAAUAAGGAGCCCCUGCUCAGGAGGAAGGUGGUUCAACGGGGUGAGCACUGGGAGGAUGGAGAGGUGAGGAGGGAGGCAAACUGGAGGAUCCCAGCCCCAGUGGCCUCACCUCUGUAUGGAACCACACUUCAUCUUGUAUUAGCUUGGCCAAAUAGAGCAGCCAUCGCAAACUGUUCCCCACCUCUGGGUCCCCAUUAACUGUUGCCCUGCAGAGGAGGGGCACUGAGGUUGGGUUUAUGGAGUGCUCAGCACCCGAUGCUCAGCCAGGUCCUACUCUCUCCAGCACCCUGGUAGUUUAGAAAGGAGGAUGAGGCUGCAAAGCCCCUUAAACCAUGGUCUUACCUGCCAGUUCCCGGGGUGAACUGUGCUUUCACUGCGAAGUUCUUUGUUUUCAAGAAUAUAGCCAGAUGGUUCCCAUAACUACCCCAAAUUCUUGGGAGAGGUGGCUUUUGAGUCACUAAGGUUUUUUCACAAAACCCCCUCAUAGUUAUUGAAAACUGAAGGGAGGAAUAUGACUUCUUUUCUCACCCUUCCUUUUAAUUUUUUCUUGAAAAUGAAAUAAAAUACAGCUGAUGCCAUGGGUAUUUUAAGAAUUGCAGAGAGGAAGCAGGGAUUUGCAGCUCUGCAGAGAAGUGGGAUGAAUGCAGAGAAGACUCUGGUCUUGCUGAGCUGGCAGACAGCAAAAUAACCAGUUACGGGAUGAAAUGUGUCUCGUGUCUGCUGCAAGGAAGGGAAGAGAUCCAAAGGUGGAGGAGGGGGACAGAAAGCAGAGAAGCCCUCAUGGGUGUGGAUCGGGGAACUGAGCGGCUUCUCCCUUUCGCUGGCACUUUUGCAGGGCUUGCUUUUAUGCCCUGCACUGUCAUAUUUCCCCUCGACUCAUCUAUCGUCUCCCCACCGUCAUGUGUGUUGGCUGGGGCCUGUGAGCCCUUCCUGUUUCUGGUUAGAAAGCUUGUGGUCACCGGUGAGCUCAGGCACAUGCACACAGAGCAGAAGCAAGCCCCGUCCGUGCUCGGCGACGUUGAGCGUGGACUCCAGUGCGGAUGCCACGGGGAUCGCUGCUUCGCUGUCUAGCUCCUGCCUGCUGCACCUCAGCCAAGGAGCCCUUUGGCUGCGCCUGAUCCGCCGCCACCUCCUCCUUCCUCCUCCUCGCAAUGUGCUUGCUGGGACAGUCCUGCACCCUGAAGGGACGUGUGAUCCUGGGAGCUGGAGGGAUGCAAGGGAAGGUGAGACGCAGGACCCAAGGCCAUGCCCAUGUGGAGUGAGAAGCAGCUGCGCACUCACCCCAUCGUUGCAGACGCCCUGCGGCCGCCGUGCCCACCCCGUGCUGCAGCCUCAGCUCGGCCAUGGAGAGCACAGCGGUGGAGUCGGACAUCCUGCGCCGUGUCCGCACGCUCCUGCGAGAGCUGGACGGGCAUCACCCCGCCUGCCAGUGUGACCGAGGGAUGCUGCGAUGGACCCUGCAUAAAAAAAUUGACCAGAAUCCCAGUAACAGCUCCGUUCUGGUCCGGAUCCUGGUGAAGGAGCUGGAAAGGGCGGAGCGAGGUGACUUCAGACAUUACAUCAUCCCCUUGCUGCACACGCUGAUGUAUACCUUGAUAAAGGCUCCCUGCAUCUCUGAAGAGCUCUGCAGCAGAGUGUAUGAUUUCUGCAAGAAGCUGCUCACCCUGCCCAAGCCUUUCUGCACCAUCGGUUUGGACUAUGCCAUCAGGCUGAAGAUGGAAAGGACAGCACCAGGUAUGUUGUACCAAAGAAUGGUCAUUUCCGAACAAAGUCUCAACAGCGAUCCAUAUCCUUAUCAGGAAAAGAUUUUCAUCUUUGCUGAUCCAGAGCUGCUCUCUGAAGCCAUCUGCAACGCGCUGGUCACUGACACAAAGGCAGCUCAGGCCUCCCAAAGCCCCCGGGCAUGCAUGUGCUACGUGAUCAUCCACGCCAUGCAGGCGGCCCUGGGCGAGGGCUGUGACGUUAGCGGCUUGAAGGCGAGCCUCCAGGAUAUGCCCACGAGUGACAUUGAGCACUGGUUCCGGCAAGUGGUGGUGGCAGUCGAGUGUGCAGGAAACGAGGCCAGUGCAGACCGCAGCCAGCACGCAGCAAGGCUGGAGAAGAUUUACUGCGCCGUCCUCAGCUCCUUGCAAGCAGGCAAUGCUCCCCUAGGAGGGCUGCAGGGUACCCCUCUGCCUAACCCCAACAUCAGCUUUCACCUCUGGACAGAAGACGACCAGCUCUGGAAGGAAUUGGUGCUGUUCAUCCGCCCGCUGUCGCAGAGCUGCGAGCCUGACUGCCUAAGCCAAGACCUGGACAACUUCGAGAUCCAGGACAUAAUUUCGGACUGCGAGUGCUGCAAGCAGACCCGCUUCUCCGUGCUCUCCACUGACAGUGGCAUCGAACGAGACCUGCCCACGGCAGUCGAGGAGCCCUUCGCCCCUUGCAGUGCUGAAACGGAGCAAUCCCGUCUCCACAGGAAGGGUGGCAUUAAAAAAAAGCCGUCGCCACUGGAGAACGUGGCCUUCUUGCAGGCUGGCUGCAAUGGUCCUGGGGCGAAGCCCCCGGUGAAGCUGCAGAGGAGACCAGGCAUCCCCCCAGUGCCUGCAGCCCCGCUCCAGAGGCUGCACACUGCCCGCAUCGUGCUGCUGGGGGAUGACCGGAUCCUGGGGCGCCUGGCCCAAGCCUAUCACUCUUUGAGGAAACGAGAAACACGGCGAGUUUUCCUGACUCCCAGGCUGAACCUGCAGUUCUACUACAUCCCGGUUGUGACGGGGCAGCCAAACACCUUGGCUGUUACGGACCACACUGCCACAGGCCAAGAGGACCUCUGCGAGGUGGCCGGGUACCUGGGCAGAGCUGACCCGUGGUACGAGAGCAACAUCAACACGCUGUGCCACAUGAUUCCCAAGCUGGCCGCCAUGCCUUCCUCUCCAAGCAAACAUCUUGUGACUGAUCUGUUCAUCACUGAUGUGAUUGCUUACUACGUUCGCAUGGGCAUCCAGCCCGUCUACUUCCAGGUCUACGCUGUGAAGAUUUUCUUCAAUGACCCGGCGCAGGAGCCGGCCGAGGACGUGUUCCUCACGGAGCUGCGCACCCAGGUGCAGGAGAGCAUCUCCCACAGAGAGUUAAUCAUGACCAAGAAGAAAAUGACCCUGGAUGGCCCUGGCAUAGAUCUCACAGUAACAUACAGAAAGGUUGUGGUGAGCAACCGGGCGAAGGAGCUGGCUAUGUCCCUGCGCGCCACAGGUCUCGUGAUGAAAGCCAUCCCUGCUGAUGAGUCUGAAGACCUGGUGUGUCUGAAUGUGAACAUCACUGAAAUCGUUAGGAUCAACAAUUUGUCGGGACGAUCAUUCUCAGCUGUGGCAAACAGGUUUAAGACACGCAAUAUCAAAAUCAGGAGCACAGAGCAGAGGCCCUUCACGGUGUGUCUGGACAAGGACAGCAGAAGAGCCUACAGGAACGUAAUCAGUGUGGAAGUGUCUCCUUGCCUAGAGCCCAGCUACUGCUUGCAAAAGACAAGGACAAUGAAAUUCAACCCGCACAAAACAGAAGAUGUGGGCCUUGUGAAAUACAUGCCCAGGUCUCUGCUGUUGCCUAUCAACACAUUUGCAGGCGUUAUCCAAUGAAGAAAACAAGAAAAAGCUGGUGUGAGAGAUGAGACAUUGGGUCAUCACAGAGGAGAUGGGAAAAGAAAACACACUAAAAGCCACCAACAGUGAUUUUACAAUGGUAACGGUGUAAAAAGCUGCAACAGCAGAGGUGGAUAGGGCUCUGGGAGGACAGCCAUGCCCUGCUGAAUGACAGUGAUGAUCACAGCUAACACCCCCCUGCCAAGGGGCAGAGUGUUGCUGGAACUGAGUUUUAACCUUUUGCACAAGUCAGGGAAAACCUUUGAGCUUCUUCAUUUCAGGAAGACUGGGGAAAAUACAGCUGAGGUGAUGGUGCUUGCUGUGCUUGUGGAUCAUAGAGCAGUUGCUAUCAGUAAUAUUUAUUAUGGUGAUGUCUGACAGCCCGCCAGGGGAUCAGGGCCUGUUGUGCGGGGUUCUGCACAGCAAACUCUUCAUUCUGGCACAGGGUGAUGUAUUUGGGCAAACCAGCAAUUAUUCCCCUGACUGAUUUAGGAAACCUCAUUGUAAGCCUGACCACAACUGGGAGAGCACGUGUGUCUAAUGCAGCUUCUAUGGAAGUCAGUGGGAAACCUGCUGUUGUUUCAAAGGGGCCACACAAAGUAACGAUGAAUGGUGUGAAACAGGGACAUGGGAAAUCUAGUGCAAUAUUUGGCAGUAAUGAACAGGGUAAGAACAGCUCAGGCUGCCUAGGCAGUGCUGUGGGAUAUGCUCAGCUGUGAAUGGUAUAGACCUGCUUGAAGAAGAAACCUUCAUUGAGCAGACAAUGGAGGCUGCACGACAGCUCUUUGACGUCUGAGCUGUACCUUUGAGUCCACCUGGCAUUUCGCUGUGGCUUUGCUACACGACCUCUCCACAUCUGGUCUGGAGCCUCAUGAGCACUGGUUGCCUUCCUCCAGUUGUACAUCCUGGGAACAACCACCUACAACCCCAGCAGCAGCGGACCUCUUCCGUGAGGCCAGCCAGCAAUACCUCUGCAUCCCAGUCUGCCUUGUAGUCCUGGUUUGGUCCGUGUCUGCUGUGCAGGUAAGGGAUGUAGAAGAGUAGAGUAGUGCUCCUGGGAUUGAUGGAUGGGCAGGAUGCCUGCAAGACUUCUCCGUUCCUCUGGUGCUACCAUGGUGUAGGAACCCUCCCCUGGUUUGCAGAUGGGCCAGGCUGAGCAGCGAUAGCACAGCUCCUGCUUCCACCCAGGCUCAGACUAAGCCAGUGUGAAGGAUUAUCAUGUAGGAGGACCCUGUCUUCAUUCCAGUUUGUGGCUGACUGAAAUAAUGGAAGAAACAUGGUGUGUAUUUAUUGA